Molecule: messenger RNA, 3153 nt
Organism: Patella vulgata (common limpet)
Lineage: Eukaryota; Metazoa; Mollusca; Gastropoda; Patellidae
Exons: 6
Coding region: 60-1697 (545 amino acids)
Source: RefSeq, a predicted model, not a curated record
ACGAACAUUGUUAUACUCAAGCAUUGUUGUGAUAAGUUUCUUAAAAGCAGUAUUUGUAUAUGAUAGCCAAUAUGAAAUUCAAGAUUUUUCAGUUAAGUCUAAUUCUUUUAUUAAGUUGUGUGACUUUAGUUUCAACCGCUGAAGAUAACUCUGACAACGAAGCGGGUGUGGACGAUUUUUUCAGUAGUCUCUUCAGCAGUAUCUUUGGAAGUUCUAAGGAAGACUCUAAUUUAACCCAAACAAAUGAGUCAUCAUCGAACAGCAGUUUAUCAGUAAAUGGAAGUUCGGAACCCUUAAACAUAGGGACACAAAAUAUCCGAGAAUCGGGAAGUUAUCAAGGCACUACGGAAUCCGUCCCAAUACGAAAUUCCGAUACUACGGAAAAUGUUAAUUCCCAAAGUUCCGGGGUUGAAUCUGAAUUUGGUACUACCGAGACGGUGUUUGCAGAAACAACGCCAAUACACAAACAGGCUUCAGAAUCGUAUGGGAUUUUUUCAGAAACAGCGCCACCCCAACAGGUUUCUCAAUCGUAUAAUAUGUUAACAGAAACAUCGCAAGCACAAGAACAGGCUUCAGAGUCGUAUGGGUUGUUUACAGACGUAACGCCAACAGAAGAACAGGCUUCAAAAUCGUCCAUCGGAGAUUUUUUCUCCAAAUUAUUUUCGGGUGCUGAAGAGACCAGCGACAUUACGGAAACUAUCAAUAACGCUACAGCCAAUUACGCUGUACCAACAAUGAAAUCGCCUGGUGUCUGUAAAGCGAAUCCUGAUCUUAGAGACUACUGCUCUUUACCAGAAAGUCUUGGUAUAUAUCUAAAACAAAAUUACACGAUCGAUUAUUUGGAAUCUACUAUCUUUGACUGCGAUGUUAUUCGGCAACUGAAAGCCAAUUGUUUGCCGGGAGAAUGGUGCCUAUCUAAACAUAUAGUGUUCAGUUUUAUGCAAAGUUCGGACCAAUUUUUAAGCAGUCCCAUUUGUUCUUCUGGAUUACAGACUUGUUUACAAACAGCAAAUAAAGAUCAGGAAGGGUGUGCUAUUAGUAAGAAUAUUUACAACACAGAUGCAGCUGUACAAUUAUUAUGUGAAAUAGGCUCUCAGGCCGGAUUGACAUAUGAAUGUUUUGGUCGCGUGAGAGCAAUGCUCCAUGUAAACUUGGCUGAUGUUCUUCGGGGCGACAAGAUUCUAGAUGAUAGCAGUAACCCAACAGAAUGUGAAACACAGAUGGGACAGCAAAUUAAACAGUACCUAUGUUUAUUGGACCUGUGUAGUUACCAAUCUAGUUCGUUGAUGAGUUUUAAACCAUGGCAGUGGUUUUUGAAUGAUGUCGAUGGAUUUAAGUCUAUGUGUAAAUAUAAAAAUGUAUGCGGUAUUAAAGAAAGGGAGAUAACCACCACAACCUUACUUACUACAGCCCAACCAGAGAUAAACAAAAACGUGGCUGACAAUAGCAAUAUUGCUGAUGAACAGAUGAGUUCAAGCCAAGAUAAUGCAAAUACAGAGCAUGGUGUUACGCAUUCGUUUGGUGCCGGUACCAGAACAAGAAUGUUAGUUGGACUCACGGCUGCGGUUCUUGUUGCAACGUUUGGAUUGACCAUGUUGGUUUGUGCCUUAUGGAAGCGAAUCAACAGGCACAGUAAGCGGUAUCACCCAGGUUAUUCUAAACUAAUGAGUGAAGAAGCACAACCAUUAUAUCAAUGACAGUCACUGUAACACCGAUGCUAAUCGCAUGCGUGAAACAAAUAAGUUAACUAUAGGUCUAUUACGAGUAGUGUUUUGUUACGCAUGCUUAUUUACCAAAUGUCAAAAGAUUGUAUAAAAAGUUAAUCGCAUGAUACAUUACCGUGGUUUAAAGACAUCUAUCAUACAGGGGAUUGUGCAAAUUAUUCAGAUCCGCGGUUUACUAACGUGGUCAUUUUCGAACAACCAUGAUCAUACUUGCUAUUGUGCCAAUGAGUAUUAUGCCUUUGUUAUUGUGUGACAAGGCAUUUAGUAUGCCACUCGUAAACCAGUAGAGGUUCUUGCGUAUUAAGUUAACUUUACAUGUCCCAUGGUUGUUUUCUACCUACAUUGUAUAGUUUGUACAUAGAUAAAUAGUCAUAUUAUUGAUAUUAUCUUUACAUUGUUAGUUUCAAUGCGAUUUCUCGCAAUAUGUUAGUUUUUGUGGGAUUAGUCGCAAUUUUUGUUAUUUUUUAAUGGGAUUUGUCGCAAUUUGUUAAUGUUUAAUUGAACCUUUUUUCAUUCUGUUAAAAUAUUAAUGCAUUGAAGUUGGUGAAAUGAAAUGAAAUAGGGUUUAGCGUCCUAUUUUUCUGCUAUGACUGGGCACAAAAGACGGGCAUACGCCAUACAGUGUACUAUCAGGAUAAUUUAGUCCAGAUAGCGGCGCUACGGUCCACUUUCUUUUCGAAUUCCAAUUGUUUAGGGUUCUUUCAUGUGCACCCCAACAUGUAUACGCGACCCCUUUUUUCGUCCUAUUCGAGCGACUAGACGUUGUCCCUUACCAGGCUGAAGUAGAGUGGAAUGAUGUGUUCAUUAGCGACGUGGGCUGGUUCCAAAUAGUAAGACCUGUUACUCAUUUUAGAUUUAUUUUGAAAAACAAAAUCUGUUAAAGCUUAACACUGAUUUAUUUAUAGACUUACAAUGGUUAACCACGAUGAUCCGUCUUCAUUAGCUCAGUCAAUGCAGAACAGUGGGUCGUUCAAUCCCAUUUCAUGUCAUUUCGUUAACCACGACAGAUUGUCAUCACACAAAACAAAUCUUUGGUGAAAUUAGAAGUUGGAUUUUAAAAAUGUGCCCGUUUUUAUUGUUUUUAUUACCUAUUAUUUUCUUACUGUAGAAAAUGGAAUUAUAAUUAUUGUGUCAUGAAAUUAACUGACUUUGACCAAUUGUUCAGACCAAUUUUGCUGCCUACCUGCAAUGACUCUUUAAGUUAUAAAAUGCGAACUCGAUUUGAAAUCUUGACAUUAAUACCAUUCACUCGGUACGUUCCUGUUUGACAUUACUAUACUUUUCAUUCUGUGCAUGCAUAGAUUAAAUUCACUAUGAAACUGAUAUAAAAGUUUACGAAUAUCUGCAAACGAAUUUUCUAGCUUAGCUUUAUGAUGUAAACUAAAUGCCUUUCUUGUAGUUUGUUUUUGUAAUAAAUGAUACAGAAUCA